AUGACUCCCACUAAAAUUGAACCAAGGGUCAAUGGGUUUCAUCCCAGCAAGAAUGUGUUCGUGGAGCCUGCGGAGAGUAUCCAGCAGCUGUUCACAUAUUUCGAGCGCCUGGAGAGAGUCUUGAACCAGCAGCAACGCCGGGAGAGGCCUGUGAGGCUGUUGCUCAUAGAUUCUGUAGCAGCAUCGUUUCGGUCCAACAGGACGGAAAUGGUGAUUAGGUCUAGAAGCCUGUUCCAGUUAUCUGCGAAGCUGAAGAAGCUUGCUCAUGAUUAUGACGUCGCGGUUUUGGUAACCAAUCAGGUCAUGGACUGCGUGGAUGGUUCGAAAGGAAUUCAGAUCGGUAAUCUCUUGGAGCUUGUAUCGUCUGGGCGAAGAAUAGCUCCUGCUCUGGGGCUUUCGUGGGCUCACUGCAUAAACACUCGGCUUUUCCUGUCAAGGAGAGAUGAGCUCUCAUCCGAGAAGUUGAUCGAAGCCCCGGUCAAGCGUCGGAAAGUAGUAAAUGACGAAGGCAUGAAACAAGCUACGGCCUCCAUCAACGAAUUCCAACCGGAGUGUGUGAGAAAUGCCGCAACAGAGUCAUGUUGAAGCGGGCCCAUGAGACAAU
Molecule: messenger RNA, 604 nt
Organism: Selaginella moellendorffii
Lineage: Eukaryota; Viridiplantae; Streptophyta; Lycopodiopsida; Selaginellales; Selaginellaceae
Product: DNA repair protein XRCC3 homolog
Exons: 2
Coding region: 1-585 (194 amino acids)
Biological process (GO): telomere maintenance via recombination; resolution of mitotic recombination intermediates; double-strand break repair via synthesis-dependent strand annealing
Cellular component (GO): replication fork; Rad51C-XRCC3 complex
Molecular function (GO): ATP-dependent DNA damage sensor activity; four-way junction DNA binding; ATP binding
Source: RefSeq, a predicted model, not a curated record